AAUUUGACUAUAAAAUAGUAUUUAAUUAUAAAAGAAAGACAUGGAGAAUCGAAGUCCAACCAUGAGUAUAAAAUUAAAAAUUAGGAACAGUGCUAAUAAACUUAGACACAGUUCUCCGAAAUUGCAAGAGGUGUUGCGAGAGAGAUGUCGAGAAAGAAUGAGAGAGAAACGUGGACAAUUAUUUAAUAAACGUAGAUUUGGUUUGGAAAGUAAUUCGAGAGAUGUACAAGAUACGUUGACUGAAAUCGUACGUAAAGAAUUUAAUAAUCUCGUAACUAGAGAUCUUGGUCCAGAUUUUUUUGACAAUACAUCAUUUCUUAAUGAAUUGCUUCAUCAAGAAGAAGAAUUAGAAAAUGAAAUACUCAGUGAAGAAGAACAGUGGAUAUUACAAGAAUAUGAAAAAAUGACACAAGAAGAAAUUGAAAUGUUAGCUCUCACUGCAGAUGAACAAGACAAAGAAGUUAUUUGUCCUAUAUGUCAGAAAUCUAAUUUAACACAAAAACAAAAUAAAGUAACUUGUAUAUCUUGUGAUUUUGCAUUGAACAAUUGUAUCAAUGUAAAGGAAGUAGGAUAUCGUAUUAAUAACUGUGUGAAUAACCAUUCUGCACAUUGUAGAAAAAUACCUAGCUUUUUUCCUCUAUCUGAGAACAAUAAGAUAUCCUUGUAUCUAGUUUGUGACGAAUGUUCCACGUGGGUAUCAAUAAUAUAAGUUUUGAUUCCCUCUUUAAUUACCAAAAGAUUUCAAGAAUAAUACAAUCACUGAAAAGAACUAUAUUUUUUUAUAUAAUCAAUGUCCAAUUUAAGUUUUUAAUAAUAAUCCCUUAAUAUAUAAUACACUUGAUGGACAUUUGAAUGAAACUUAAUGCUGGAUAUCAGACUAAUAUCCAGAAAAGAAUUUAGAUAAUAAAAUGCUUCUUUUUAAAUAAAAUGUUAGAAAUAAAAAAAAAAACAUGAAUAAAAAAUUAAUAAUAUUUAAUGUUAAGCUCAUAGGAGAGAGAAAAAGUAAAAUUUAAUUUCUUUUAAGGUAAUCAGAAUAACAAUACAUGGAUUUUUAUAAGAUUAUAUGAUACAUAUUGUACAAAAAACAUCCCCCUUUGUUGAUUUCUUUAUAUUAUUUAUCACUUAUACAUACACAAUGUAAAGUUAAAUAAAAAACAACUGCAUAUUGUAAAAAUUAAUUGAACAGGUAUUUGCAAAAUGUAAAAUUUAUACUUUUACAAUCUUUAAAACAACUUUGAAAGUUCUUAAAGAUUCUUCACCGCUCACAUUUUGCUAUAUACAAUUGAUAUUAAAGCUAACAAUAUUACAAUAUGCAGAAGUCUUUUAUAGCUUAAGCCCUAAUUGUUGAAUUCUUUUAUAAAUGAUUUGUACAUUAUCACAUGAAAUUUCGUAUUAAAAACUUCAUAUUUAAUAACAUUAAUAGUAUAUAAUAAACUUGUAAUUUGUGAGCAACCCAUUUUUUUUUUUACUUCAUAUGCGUUUAAUUAUCUGCAAUAUAAACUUUUUAUCCUUUCAAAGUUAUUACUAUGCAAGUAUCAACAGCUGUAUUAUUCAUCAUAGAAUACAAGAUCGAACUUGGAAAUAUUUAGUUUUAAACUGCAGUUUUCACGCUAAAAGAUUAAUCAGAUAUUUUCAACAAUUUAUGUUUCUUACUCCAGUCUCUUGUUAUAAUUUCAUGGCACCGAUUUCAUCUAGGUAUACUCAAGUAUAUAUUUUCAAGUAACAUAAAAAAAUGUAAUUAAUUACUUGACAUUAAUUAUAAAUGAUUCUUUAUUAUUCGUCGAUCUUAACAAAAGACUUUUUAAAAGUAAACGAUUUUUUGACGAAAGUUAUUUAUAUUUCAACUAUUAUAAAAAUAUACCAACAGUGUAACAUAUAAUUAAGUCCGCAAUAUAGUUUUACGAAUAUAUUUAUCUUAAAAAUAGUAAGAAACGAUAUCUAAAAAGAAAGAGAAUAAUUUCCAAAGAUAAUGAUUUCCUUUUCUUUAGCAUUAUCAUAAACGACGUAUUUAGAUAAAAACAAGCAUAGUAAAAAUAUAAUGGAAUGGUUUGCUCUACACAUUUUUCCUUCCUUUUUUUAUGUUUGUAUGAUCAAGUAUUACAAUGAAUUUAAUGAAGCAUCGAGAAGAAAAAAGAAAGGAAUUUAUCGCAAAAAUCUGUUAUCGCAAUUUAUGAAAAUGUAAAGUUAUAUAUAAUUCUUUUCUUAAUGCUGAGUGAACAUAAACGUAACGCAUAUAAUAUAAUUACCUAAUAAAUACGAAUGUCCUUUCUCAUUUUUUAUAAUAUUUUAUGCGAACAUAUGAACAAUUGCGAUAACCGCUAUAAAAAAAGGAUGUUCAAAUCUCAACGUGUUCCAAAUUUGUAACAGUCUAUAUAUCAUAAUAUAUAUUUUGUUAAAUGUUUGCGAGUAAAUUCAUGUACAUCUUUGUAUACUCUUUUAACAGUUAAUUAUUAAAUUUUAUGGUCACAAUUUUGAGAA
Bombus terrestris (buff-tailed bumblebee) is the source of this 2478-nucleotide messenger RNA. It is a transcript of the gene Ripalpha, whose product is annotated as RPA-interacting protein. Gene Ontology annotation, biological process: protein import into nucleus. Lineage: Eukaryota; Metazoa; Arthropoda; Insecta; Hymenoptera; Apidae. The record is from RefSeq and is a predicted model, not a curated record. The transcript is spliced from 3 exons. Gene Ontology annotation, cellular component: nucleus. The coding region runs from base 41 to 709 and encodes 222 amino acids.